Molecule: messenger RNA, 4384 nt
Organism: Triplophysa dalaica
Lineage: Eukaryota; Metazoa; Chordata; Actinopteri; Cypriniformes; Nemacheilidae
Gene: fstl5
Product: follistatin-like 5
Exons: 16
Coding region: 213-2792 (859 amino acids)
Biological process (GO): regulation of BMP signaling pathway; cell differentiation; multicellular organism development
Molecular function (GO): protein binding; calcium ion binding
Source: RefSeq, a predicted model, not a curated record
GUGAAGCAGCGGAGCUGUCCACUCCACCGGAGGUGCUGAAAGCAGGAUUUCCACGUGAAUUAUUUCGAAAGGAAUACACGAGCCGGGUUUAUAACUUCGUCAAAGGAUUGCCACUCUGAGGACGUUGUGUAACCAAAGCGUCAUUGGAUUUAUUUACACUCUCUGAAAGUAAUACCGUCAUUUGACGACCUUUCGCGGGAAUACCUUUCUGGAUGACUUAUAGUUGGAUACACAGGAGGGCACUCAUGAGAGGCUUCAGACGGUGCUGGGCAGCGCUCCUGCUCUGGGGGGCAGUUUUGAUUUCCGAGGCGCGUCCCUCCAAGGAUGGAUUUACCCCAAUGGCCUAUCGACCUCUCGUCAGAUUCCGUCACAAGCAGGACGGGAUCUCAGAGAAUUUACGGAUUAAGGGGUUCUUCAGUCAGGGUAGCUUUUCUGGGCCCUGUGAACAUAAGUACUGUGGUUUGGGGAAGCACUGUGUGGUGAACAGAGAAACCGGUGAAGGAGAAUGUCAGUGUCUGGAACGCUGCAAGCCGCAUUACAAACCCGUGUGCGGGUCCGACGGCAAACUCUACCAGAACCACUGUGAGCUUCACAGAGCCUCCUGCGUGGCCCAUCAGAGAAUUACCAUCAUGCACAGUGAGGAAUGCUUCUACAAAGAUGAUAACUGUCGUCUGGGAGAUUAUAAAAAAUUGAAGAACAAGAUGUUGGACUUGCACGCUCAAAGAUACUUGACCCCCAGUAACCAUGGUAGCCAUGAGAAAGAUAUGGCGACUAGGAAGCGUCUGGUGGACAUGAUGUUCAAGCGCUUUGACGCAGAUGGUAAUGGACGAGUUGACAGCAGUGAGCUCUCACAGGUCAUCAAGCAGGAAGGUCUAAGCAGGACAACAUCCGAGUGCACGCUGUUCGAUCUGUUCAAAUACAAUGACGUCAAUGAUGAUGAACACCUCACUAAAGACGAGUUCUACGCUGCCUUCGAGGUCUAUCAGCUCAGCCUGCCUGAUGACCAGAAGCUCAGUAUCACCACGGUAACGGUGGGUCAGAGCGCCGUGCUCACAUGUGCCAUCACGGGUGACCAACGGCCGCCUAUUGUCUGGAGACGCAAUAACCACGCCCUCAACAUGAUGGAGCUUGAAGAUAUCAAUGAUUUUGGAGAUGAUGGGUCACUGUACAUCACCAAGAUUACCACCACACACAUGGGCAACUACACCUGCCACGCAGACGGAUAUGAGCAGCUUUUCCAAACGCACACCCUGCAGGUUAAUGUGCCUCCGGUAAUCCGGGUGUAUCCAGAGAGCCAGGCACGUGAGCCGGGGGUCACAGCCAGUCUGAGAUGUUAUGCUGAGGGCAUCCCGGACCCACAGCUCUCAUGGCUGAAAAACGGAAUGGACAUCACCACAAAACUCUCCAAACAACUCACACUUCAGGCUAAUGGAACCGAGGUGCACAUCAGCAACGUUCACUUCGAGGACACGGGCGCGUACACCUGCAUCGCCCGGAAUGAGGCGGGCGUGGACGAAGACAUCUCAUCUCUGUUUGUGGAGGAUUCAGCUCGAAAGACUCUGGCAAACAUUCUCUGGAGAGAAGAAGGUUUGGGAAUCGGAAACAUGUUCUAUGUGUUUUAUGAAGAUGGUAUUAAAGUCAUCCAGCCGGUGGCCUGUGAGAUUCAGAGACACAUCAAACCCAGCGAGAAGCUUCUUGGCCUGCAGGAGGAGGUUUGUCCAAAAGCGGAGGGUGAGACAGAUCAAAAGUGUCUGUGGACAUCAGCAGUCAACGUGAAGGACAAGUUCAUUUACGCCACUCAACCUCUGCUCAACAGACUGCUCAUUGUAGACAUCCAAUCCCAGAAGGCUGUUCAGACUGUGAGCACAGACCGGGUUCCAGUCAAGCUGCACUAUGACAAGUCACAUGACCAGGUUUGGAUUCUGAGCUGGGGAGACCUCGAGAAAAACUUUCCUACACUCCAGGUGAUCAGUCAGGCCAGUGGAAGCACAUCCCAUCACACCAUCCACACCCAACCAGUUGGCAAUCGCUUCGACAGGGUGGAGGAUUUCUUCAUACCUCCCAUAAGCCUCACCAUCAAUCACAUAAGGUUUGGAAUGAUCCUUCACAAGAAUGAACCAGCUCUUCACAAGAUUGACUUGGAAACCACUUCUUACGUGAAGAACAUUAGUCUGAAGGAGUACGAUUGCAUCCCACAAUCCCUCGCUUACACACAUCUGGGUGGAUACUACUUUGUCAACUGUCGUCCGGAUUCGACAGGCGCAGAUCAGCCACAAUUAAUCAUCGACAGCGUUACGGACAAUGUCAUCGGUCCUAAUGGGGACGUGAGUGGCACACCUUAUGUGUCUCCUGACGGCCACUAUCUGGUAAGCGUGGAUGACCGUGAUGGGCUCAUGCGUUUGCAGCACUUGUCCGUGCGAGGCGAGAUCGGCCAGCCCUUCGACAUUCACACUAACUUGCACCUGUCUGAUCUCGCCUUCAUGCCCUCUUUCACCGAGGCUAACCAGUACAAUGUGUUCGGCAGCUCCGGCCAGCAAACGGAUGCUCUUUUUGUGGAGCUUAGCACUGGUAAUGUGAAGAUGAUCAAGAGUCUAAAGCAGCCCACACCGUCAGCGCAAUGGCUCUGGAGCCAGAAGAACAGGGUGAUGACUGGAAGUGGCCUGUUCGGACAGUAUCUCAUGACCCCUUCCCAAAGCUCCCUGUUUAUACUGGAUGGACGCUUGGAUAAGCUCAACUGCGAGAUCACCGACGUUCCGUUGGGAAACACUGUGGUGUGGGUGGGUGAGGCAUAAGUCGUGUUUAAAGAAGAGGAAAACAGAUUACAGCUGCACUAAAUUCAAUCUCUGUUUAAUUUAUUGAGAAAGAAAUCUCAACAUUUGAAACAAAUAACAAAAUUGACUGUUCAAAAACCCUCAUUUGAAACGAUCCAAAUGAUUGAUGGGAAAUGCUUUGUUUAAGUCAGCCAGGUUUCCGAAUCUAAUUGCUAAAAAAGUAGUUUCUACAAACUAGCACUGUCUUUUAUUAAGAAAUUCAGCAGGAAUCACUUUCUGUCAUGGUGAGAAUAGUUUACCUCUAAAUGGGUGAAUCAAUUCAACUGAUGAUACAAUGGGCCUAUAAACACACAAAAACAACCGCUUAAUGCAGUUAAUCAUUUUCAGAAUGUCUUCAUUUCCCAACCAACGCUUAAAAGGCUCACACAAAAUGCGUUCAGGCCACUUUUUCCAGUGCCUUGAAGGAAUGCUCACUAAAAAAGAAAAGUAAUUAUUUCCCCCAAGCCUGCGGAUUAAACACUCCAUGGCUUUUCCACAUGUGCAAUGAAAUUGAGACCGAAAUUGCUCCACUUAAAUUUCACCUGUUUAUAACUCCUACGGACCCUAAGGCAUAUCUGGCUUAUUAUAACAGCAUCACGCUGAGAAUCUGUCACCCACUGUGGAGAUUGAGAUGCCUGUAGUUUUGUGUUUGACAACUGUUAAUAGUUGAGAAAGGUUUGGGUGCAAAACAAUGACGAAAACAACUGUGUGACCCCCAAAAACAUGUUUUAUUAGAACCUUGACAAAAAGACCUACAGUGGUAAGAUCAGGGGGGCUGUGUCUAUUAAACAAUAAACACAACAUACGGUUAUGAUCAUAUUUAAUCUUAGUAAGAGAUGUUAGAGUUGUUUGGGAAAUUCAAGAGCACGUAAAGAAUACAUGUUUAAGUUGACUUAGCUCGCAUUUGCAAUGCCGCAACAGAGUCUGCUUCAGUUGCCAGUGCGUUGUGUGAUGUUAGACAUAAUUUAAGCAUUGUAAGGGUGACAUAGCUGGUGAACAUUUAAUUUAAAGUUUUUGAUGAAUGUCACAAUGCUACAAGAGCACUAACAAAGGAAUUGUAGUGUCUGUAGGAAGCACAAAUGCGUGCUCACAAUGUUGAAUUAUUUCCUCAAUGGACAGAGUCUAUGCAUUUACAUUGACACGCCAGCCAAGAGGCUGCAUGGAUUAAGCUUUCCCCUCCAAAUUACCUACAUUAUGGUCGGAUUUAGUAAUUUGCCAUUCUUUUUGUUUUUGUUGAUAGAUUUUGUAUAAACAGACAGUCAUUCAAGCUAUUUAUUGUACCCUAUUUACUUCCCCCUCCAUAACCAUGAAUGCUUUAAUUUUUCGCAAGUUUUACUACUGUAAAUAGGAGAUGCUCACGUACAAUACACUCGCUAGCCUAAAUCUUCUAUAAAUGGUUUGGUUUGUUUUCCUCAUUUAUUUUUAUGAUGAAAGGAACCGCACCGUCUUUGUUUCACAGAUGACCAAGUACAUUGUGAUGUCAUACCCAGAGAUUUCAUCAGCCCCAUGUAGCCAUGUAUGUUAAUUCUUGUGGUUGUUAUUUAUGUAGAGAAACAUGCUUGACAUUUUGGCAG